Messenger RNA from Gymnodraco acuticeps, 9576 nucleotides. RefSeq names its product attractin (gene atrn). Gene Ontology annotation, cellular component: Golgi apparatus. Gene Ontology annotation, molecular function: protein binding. The record is from RefSeq and is a predicted model, not a curated record. Lineage: Eukaryota; Metazoa; Chordata; Actinopteri; Perciformes; Bathydraconidae.
AUGUCAAUAUGCGGCUUGGUGCGGCGCUGGGUAACGGCGGAACCUCUGGGAAGAUGUAAACCAAGUAACCGGAGAAGACCAGUCAACGAACACAACUACCGUUAUCCCCUUGGAAACCGUCCCUUAAGAACCACACCGACCGGCUGCGCGUUUAGUCGCUAUCCCCCGAAGCACCGGAGCUCUCUCCUCAAAGCAGCCAUCUUUUGUGGGAGAAUGUACGGGGCGACGCGGCGGGCCUGCUCGGGCCGGACUCUGCUGAUGCUGACAACCGUUCUCCUGCUCUCCGUUACCGGGCUGCUGUCCGGGCUGCCCAGCUCCACCGAGGCGAAGGAAUGCGACAAACCGUGCAUGAACGGGCAGUGCAACACCGCUACUGGAAAAUGUGUGUGCUUCCCCGGCUGGGUAGGGGACCAAUGCCAGCACUGCGGAGGGAGAUUCAGGUUGACGGGGCCCUCUGGUCUUCUGAGUGACGGUCCAGGGAACUACAAGUACAAGACCAAGUGCACCUGGCUGAUCGAGGGACAACCCAACACCAUACUCCGAUUACGGUUUAACCACUUUGCCACUGAAUGCAGCUGGGACCACCUGUACGUGUACGACGGAGACUCAAUCUACGCCCCCCUCCUCGCCGCCUUCAGUGGUCUGAUCGUUCCUGAGCGUUACGGGAACGAGACAGUCCCUGAGGUGGUGUCUCAGUCCGGCUACGCCCUGCUGCACUUCUUCAGUGACGCUGCCUACAACCUGACCGGCUUCAACAUUUCCUACAGGGUGAAUUCAUGUCCCAACAACUGCUCCGGCCGCGGCGAGUGUCUGGUGAACAACUCUACGGGCGCGGUGUACUGUGACUGUGAAGACAACUGGAAGGGGGCUGCCUGUGACGUCCCGUACUGCCUGGCAGACUGUGGCUUCCCCGAGAGAGGUCAAUGCCAGGGCAAGGUGUGCGUCUGCAACACCGGAUGGCAAGGUCCAAACUGUUUGGUCUCGGUACCGGCCAACUCCUCCUUCUGCACCCGGGAGGAGUACACCGACCCCGGGCUGGCCAAGGCUUCCCACAAGGCCGUGGUGGACCAGGGCAUCAUGUGGGUCAUCGGAGGCUACGUCUUCAACGCCUCUGACUAUCACGUGGUCAAAGCGUAUAACCUCAGUAGCAAGAGCUGGCUGACCCUGGACCCCUCCGUCAACACUGUGACGCCGCGAUACGGCCACUCUCUGGCUCUUCAUGAGGGGAGGAUCUACAUGUACGGAGGAAAGAUCGACUCCACAGGAAACGUGUCCAGCCAGCUGUGGGUUUUCCACAUCCAGAACCAGACCUGGGUCCUGCUGAGCCCGCGGGCCAAGGAUCAGUACCCCGUGGUAGGACACUCGGCCCACAUCGUGCCUCCCCUCCAGGAGGAGGACAGUCCCAUCAUGCUGGUCCUGUUCGGACACUGUCCUCUGUACGGAUAUAUCAACCAGGUGCAGGAGUACAACAUCGUGAGGAACACAUGGAGCAUGGUGGCGACGGAGGGGGCCCUGGUGCAGGGGGGGUACGGCCACAGCAGCGCGUUCGACCCCAGCUCCAGAGCCAUCUACAUCCACGGAGGCUACAAGGCCUUCAGCGCCAACAAGUACGGGCUGGCUGGAGACCUGUACAAGUUCGAGGUGGACAAGAUGAAAUGGACCAUUCUGAGAGACAGCGGCUUCUUCCGCUACCUGCACACAGCGGUGAUGGUGAGCGGGACCAUGCUGGUGUUUGGAGGAAACACACACAACGACACAUCCAUGAGCCACGGAGCCAAGUGCUUCUCCUCCGAAUUCCUGUCCUACAGUCUGGCGUGUGAUGAGUGGACAGUGCUGCCUCGACCGGACCUCUUCCAGGACGUCAAUCGCUUCGGACACUCGGCCGUCAUCAGUGACAGCGUGAUGUACGUGUUCGGAGGCUUCAACAGCCUGCUGCUCAGUGACGUCCUCAUGUACACGUCGCCCAGCUGCGCCGCCUUCUCCAGCCCGGCGUCCUGCAGCCAGGCCUGGCCCGGGAUCCAGUGUGUGUGGAACAGCACCCAGGAGAGCUGCCUGCCCUGGGAGAGCAGCGCUAUCGGAGGGGAGCAGCAGCAGCUCCUGGCCUCCUGUAACACACGAUCAUAUGCAGACAGUGAGAAGUGUGACCAGUACACAGACUGCUACAGCUGCGCCGCCAACACCAACGGCUGCCAGUGGUGCUCCGGUCAGUGCCUGUCUCUGGGGAGCAACUGCACCUCCGCCACGGGGGCCAUAGCAGAGAUUGAAGUUUGUCCCAAAUACAACCCGUCAUCGGUGUGCAACAAGAAAACCAGCUGUAAGAGCUGCGCUGUGGACCAGAACUGUCAGUGGGAGCCCCGCAACCAGGAGUGCAUCUCACUGCCAGAAAACGUGUGUGGUGAGAGCUGGCACCUUGUUGGAAACUCCUGUGUGAAGAUCAUCACGGCGAAGGACUCGUACGACAAUGCCAAGCUGGCCUGCCGGAGCCACAACGCCGUGCUCGCCUCGCUCACCACGCAGAAGAAGGUGGACUUUGUGCUGAAGGAGCUGCAGAUCAUGAGCGUGGUGUACAAGGCCUCUUUGACGCCCUGGGUGGGGCUCAGGAAGAUCAACGUGUCGUACUGGUGCUGGGAGGACAUGUCUCCCUUCACCAACACCUCGCUGCAGUGGCUGCCCGGAGAGCCCAGCGACGCCGGAUUCUGUGGAUAUCUGGCCGAGCCGGCGUCCAGCGGACUGAAGGCUCAGACCUGCAUCAACCCGGUGAACGGCAGCCUGUGUGAACGACCAGCCAACCACAGUGCCAAGCAGUGCCGGACCCCAUGUGCCAUGAGGGCAAUGUGCAGCGAGUGUACCAGCGGCAGCUCCGAGUGCAUGUGGUGCAGCAACAUGAAGCAGUGCGUAGACUCCAACGCGUACGUGGCCUCCUUCCCCUUCGGACAGUGCAUGGAGUGGUUCACCAUGAACACCUGCCCACCGGAGAACUGCUCGGGGUACAGGACCUGCGGUCAGUGUCUGGACCAGCCGGGCUGCGGUUGGUGCACCGACCACAACAACACGGGCAGGGGUCAGUGCAUCGAGGGCUCGUACCGCGGGCCCUUCCUGACCGCGGUGCCGGCCCCCUCCACCCUGCCCGGCCUGCCCGCCAGCCCCCAGCCCGCCCUCAACGCCAGCAUGUGCCCCAACGAGGCCAAAUACAACUGGUCCUUCAUCCACUGCCCAGCCUGUCAGUGUAACGGUCACAGCCAGUGUGUCAACGAGAGCGUGUGUGAGAAGUGUGAGGACCUGACAACCGGCCGGCACUGCGAGAGCUGCAUCUCCGGCUUCUACGGAGACCCCACCAACGGGGGCAACUGCCAGCCCUGUAAGUGCAACGGCCACGCCAGCAUGUGCAACCCCAACAACGGGAAGUGCUUCUGCACCACCAAGGGCAUCAAAGGAGAUCGCUGCCACCUGUGUGAGGUUGAGAAUCGUUACCAAGGCAACCCCCUCAAAGGAACAUGUUACUACACGCUGCUCAUCGACUACCAGUUCACCUUCAGCCUGUCGCAGGAGGACGACCGCUACUACACCGCCAUCAACUUCGUGGCCACACCUGAGGAGCCAAACCGGGAUCUAGACAUGUUCAUAAACGCCUCCAAGAACUUCAACCUGAACAUCACCUGGGCCACAAGCUUCAGUGCAGGCACCCAGACCGGGGAGGAGAUCCCCAUCGUGUCCCGGAGCAACAUCAAGGAGUUCAAAGACAGCUUCUCCAACGAGAACUUCGACUUCCGCAACAACCCUAACAUAACCUUCUUUGUCUAUGUCAGCAACUUCACCUGGCCCAUUAAGAUUCAAAUCGCCUUCUCGCAGCACAGUAACUUCAUGGAUCUGGUGCAGUUCUUCGUCACGUUCUUCAGCUGCUUCCUGUCGCUGCUCCUCGUGGCCGCUGUGGUUUGGAAGAUCAAACAGAGCUGCUGGGCGUCACGGCGACGAGAGCAAUUGCUGAGGGAGAUGCAACAGAUGGCUAGCCGGCCUUUCGCCACCAUCAACGUUGCCUUGGAGACGGACGAGGAGCCACCUGACCUGAUAGGAGGAAACGUCAAGUCCGUCCCAAAGCCCAUCGCCCUCGAGCCUUGCUUUGGAAACAAAGCUGCUGUGCUCUCCAUCUUUGUGCGGUUACCCAGAGGCACCGGCGGCAUCCCUCCUCCAGGACAGUCUGGUCUGGCAGUGGCGAGUGCGCUGGUGGACGUCUCUCAGCAGAUGUGUGUGGGCUUCAAGGAGAAGUCUGGAGGUCUGAGAAACCGCAAGCAGCAGCCCACCGCCCAGCCCUCCACCUGCAUCUGACCCCGCUGUCACUCCUCUACCCCCCACCACCCACAGCUCUCCCAUCAGCCCCCGCUUCGGCUCCCUCUUUAGAGACUCAGAGGUGCAUGCUGGGACGCAGGAUAUUUUGGUGAGGGGCCGAGUGGUUUGGCGGACUGGAGCCUCAGCGGGCUUCCCCUCCCUCUCCUCCUACAGGAACUAUGGGUCCCUGUGGACUAAAAGACAGAAACUGGAGCAGGAGGGAGGGACAGAGCGGGUGCUGACUUCACCCCGCCCCUCAAAAUGAAAAGUUUUCACAUUUGUCGACACCGCCUCGUCGUCGGACUCGAGGCGGCCGCGGCUUGCUGCUAGAAGAGAUCCUCGUCUCGUAGUUUCUGAAAAACCCAGAGACUUUGCAUCCCUCUUUAUUUUUGUUUUCCUUAACUUAUUAUUUGUUGUUUUGUAUUGUUUGAUUUUUGAUUCAGGAACAAACUGGACCCUUCUAGCUGCGCAUGCACACACGAAACACACACACACACACAAACACACACACUAUAGAAAACAACUUAACAGGCCCUUGUACCCAUUUGUAGCCCAUUGUCGCCUGCUGUCAUGUUGCAGCUCAGCAUGGCCGUGCAGCCAAAGCCCAUCUAAAGAGUCUGUGACAUUUCUAAUGAGCCUCUGUGUCUUCUGCCUGCUUUCUUCUCUGUGGCCUGUCUCAGGCUCCGUCUCUCUCCCAGUCUGUGGCCAUCUGGCUGCAAACCAACCAACCAACCACCUUCCCACCUUCAGCUCUCUGGCAGCGAGGCCGGGUACAGAACAAGACCACAGCUACAUCUCUUCCACGCUGGCUGGCUGCAUCGUAAGCCAGCACCGAUUGAAACCUUUCCAGCUAAUUACUCGACCGGUUGCAGUGAAAGCCAAUGGCCCUGCACACACAGGUGCACACGCAGGGCUCUAACACACCCAACCAAACAGUUGGUGGUGAGAAAUCCCCCCUCCCGGUGGGUAGCCAUUGUCCCUUUGGCAGUGCAGCGACUGGAGCUCAUGUGAAACAGGCUUCCCAUAGAUCCUCUGGCUCCGAUGGACUGCAGUGAUUAGGCUGAUCUGCGUGAAGGGAGCCUGGCAACAGUUCAGCAUCCUCUGUGAUCGUUGCCUAAGAAAUCCAUAGCAUCUAAUUGCUGCUUCCUUGAACGCAGAUGCAGUACAUGUCCGUCCCCCCCCCCCCCCCCCCCUGCUCUUCCCCUGCCGUUCGAUAACGAUUGUCCCCUGUCCCUGAGCUAUCUACAGCUGCCCAAUUAGCCCCCGACUCACUGGGGUCUGUGUUCAUAUUGGAGCUUUGAAUGCCAACAUGUACACUCUGAACGUUAAGCACACACACAUACUAGCAGAGCUAUACAUGUGCACCUUUGUUCAAUGCUACUGUACCUUCAAAUUGGCCACAUCUCAAGGAAGACAUUUGUGAUUUUAAAAAACAAGACGGGAAAUAAUAGCAUUCAAUGAUUUUUCUAACAAUUGCAUCUUGAAAGUGUCGCCCGGUCUUUUGGAUGUUCCUCUUAUGUGAAGCAGGCCCCAUUUUUACAAUUGUCUUUCCUUUUUCUUUCUGCUCUUUCAACAGUCUUUAUUAUCUGAAAUCACUGGUCCAUUUGUAAAGAAACAUUACUUCUUUUGUCAACUUGGGGAAAUGAGGAAAAACAUAAAGAAAAACAAGACGAGAGAGACACAAAAAGAACAAGAAACUCAAGUUUAAAAUGGAGCUUUUUUGAAAUGUCACGAGUAUUUUCAGUUUGGUAAGAGCAUCAGGGUGUCAGAUCUGCCUUUAUUGCCUUUCUAUCAUUUCUCCUUCAGCGCUGAAUAUGAGAGCAGACUUUAAUUGGCUUGUUAUGGUAAUCUUCGCAAAAUAUAAGUUACAAUAUAUACUAUAACACCUGCAGGUCUUUGACUGAAGGCAGAGGCAUUUACUGAUAUAGAAAAUAUGUUUCCUGCUGCCUCACAAAGUUAUUAACUUCCCGCCCUCAGAGAAGUACAGUAAUAGAACAAUUUUAAUAACUUGCAUUCGCCCUAAAUAAUAGCGUUGUAUUUAAAUCCCGGCCCUCACAGGUGUUCAGCAUACUAGAACUGCUCCGCCGCGCCUGCUUAAAGGGCACACUUUUAGCACUGGGAAAAGGUCAGAGCAGAAAACAUGAACAAAGUUGACAUUCUGUAAUUAUAGAGAGCUGGGUGUGCUCACAGCUCCUCUCAGAGACCCCAGCGAGGGCUUAGGAGCCCACUCUGUUCACACUGGAGGCAGAGCACUUCACUUCUACUCUUCAUUAUCAAUCAGGGCGUUUUCCGCUCUUAUCUCCACUGGAGAAUCCUCGUUUAGCCAUGAUGCUUUGUUAAAGCUUAACAGUUGCUUCUGCAAAGACUCAAUGUAGGGAAAUAACAAUCAACCAUCCGCUGUGUGUGUCCAUGUGAUCACAAAUUGCAAGACAAAAGCUUCAUUAAUUAAGAAUAUUAGUUCAGUCAGGAGUCUUCUUCUCUCUUCUACCUCUCAAUUUGCAGCUUUUUUUUGUCUAGACAACCAAUGUGUUUGGCAGGUAACCAACUAUAGUUUGGAGGUGCUAUUUAAUUCCAAAAAUCUUCUUGGGAGGGACAAUUUUAGCAUGUUCAAAGAUCUGUGGCUCAAAGAAGGCAACAGUAUACUUCAGCCUGGGCAGACUGGUGCCACAUUCAUCCACAUAAUCCCAUGAUUCAGUUAUUCUUAUUUCUUCCUUAUUUGUAAUGUUACCUUGCUGGGCUUUAUUUAGGGGGGAUGCCCAGAUUUAGAAAACAAUAAUGUGGGGCUCCAAGCAGCUUUAAAAAAAGCAAUAAUUAAUUUGGAGUAGAAAUAUGACUGAGCAGAGCCAAGGGAACAUAACCCACGGACCUGAAGUGUACAUGUUUCACUCUUACUUUAACAGGAGCAGAUAUCAGACAACAUCUCAUAUAUAUGUGUUUUCUGUAGGAAUAUAUAUAUAAUAAACUAAUGUUCUCUUUCCAUUUAAAAAAAUCCCAUUAUUGCAUUCACCGGUAACUGCGACACUGCUGUCAUCUCCUGUUGCAAGUUUUAUUUAGUUUCACACACUGAGAUUUCAUUUUGCAAAGAAACUCUUCAGAUCUGUUUUACAGCGGACUCAAAUGUUCUGUGAUAAUAAUUUCACAAAGAAAGAAGAUUGUGUUUCUUUUCCCCUCCUUUUUUUUGUUCUUACCUUAAUGAAUGUAUAUGGAAUAUGUGUGCCACUAAGGUAAGCUCGCUUUGUCAGCCCCAGGAGCCCAGAGGUCAAAGGUCAGAACUCAUUAGAGCUGGUUUGCCUUGUUAAAGAUGUCAGAAAGGAAGAUGGAGGUCACACUCCAGGAUCUCUUUCUGCUUGAUGGUUCAGACAAACAGAUUCUGGGUCUGAUAGUGUCUACACAUUCCUCUUUGUUUGUCCCUUUAAUUUGAGAUUAUUUCCACAGAGUUAACAGAAUGAUGAAAAACAAACUAUAUUGUCUGUAAAUACUAUUUGACCCAAGUCUUCUGUCGGCAGCCCCACACUGAGUUCUUUGACAUGUCUGCCAAGCCUCACAGCAUUCAAAGUGAGUAAGAAUAUUAAAAAAGUUGCAGUUUCAACAGUAAUUUAAGACCUCUGACCCCUGGUCCUCCCACACAUGCGCUUUCGUUUAUUUUGGGCUGAUUGCACGUCAGAUAUGCGGGCAUCUGCUUGAUUGACAGCUCCCUCAUUGUGAGUUUUGUUGCACCUGCUCAGGCGGGACUGAAUGAGACCUCUUGUGGUAAAGCUGGACAGUACGACCUGAUUUUGUCACAUUUACCUUGAUAAUGAUGAAUAUUCUGUCCUAUUUUCUCCCUCAAAUCCAGACUUUUGCAAAACCCUCUCAGCCUGCGUUUUCGUCCUGGUGACGAGACAGAAAUCAAGUUGUGUGUGUGGCCCUUUAUAUUUGUGUUGCUUUUCACUACAUCUUUGUCGUUAGUUUGGUUUAUUUGACUGUUUACUGCUCAUGCAUUGCAUUGUAUGUAUCCUUUAGGUCUCAUUUCCUUUCUCGUAAAGCUUUAGUUUCUCGCCAUUUCGCAACAUCGCAAGUGUCUUUCCCUGGUUUAGAGGCUGCAUGAGAGUAAUAGCCCAGCCCUAUCUUCAACACAUGAUCAAUGGCUUUUAAUUUGCAAUGUUGGGGUCUGGAAAACUGCGUGGGCAGGAUGACUUUGAAUGAUCAUAGUUCAGCUCUUUUGAGGUCAUCAGAAAAACGGCAUAACUGAAAAUUCCUGUGUGGGUGUGUCCGGUGUUUAGAUUCCAUGUUUUUAUCUAAAAAUGCAUUACUUUCCUUCAACUGCAGCUGCAAUGUAGAGGCCUUUCCUUCUGAUACUCCAUAGAAGUGAUUUAAAAGCUAAGAGCACAAUACAAACCUUUUUUUCAGGCUCAAUUAGGUUACAUUUUCUUACUUUCUUCGUUUGGUUUAACGCUCCAAAGCCCUGUUGGUAAAAAUGAACUUGAUGUUGCAUUACAGAGGAUUCCUGGGUCCUAAAGUUCACAUUUUCCAGAUGAUUACUUAUUGCCACCAUUAGAGCUGCCCAACUGCGAAGCUCUGCUCAAAAUAUCUAAGAGCGAGUGAAAGAAGCCCGUCUGCCAUCGAGCCAAGGUCCCCACAACUAUUCAAAUGAGUUUUGAGUUGUUCCCCGCUUUCCAAGCCUCAAGCUUUAUCGGGUGACUUUACAGUGGCCUUAUUUCAGCUUAUUAAUCAGUGUAUGAACUGAUAGAUGUACAGAAAAUACAUAUUUAUAAAGUGUGAUUACUUACUGGAAAUCUUCCUAAUAUUUACAAUACAAGUAGAGUUUGUUUCCCCAAACACUGGCAGCAUUUAUAUGUAUUUGAAAUGCUUUAAUGCACAGGUUAAAACAUUGGAAUAAGGUCACUGUAAAAUGUGACAUUGCCCUCUCUUUCUUUCUGUCUCUUUGUAUAGCGGCAUUAUAUAUACUGAGGAAGUAGUUUGUUAAUAUGUAUAAUUUAGCUGUUUUUUGUAAAUAAUGAGAAAGUAUUGUGAAUGAAAUUUGUUGAAUGGUUUUGGAAAAAUCAUUUAUGGCAAACCUCUAGGCUUUUAUAAAUGUGACUGCAGUACAUAGCAUAUUUGGUAUGUAAGACAGCAGUGUAAAGAUGAGCAAGCAUUAGGAGCUGAUUAAACUACAUGUCAAACUUGAGGAUAAUAGCAUACUGAACUUGUAAUUACUGAUGUACAUAAAAGAAUGACAGAACAUUUUUGUCUAUUAUUAAAUGUGAAAAUCCA